CAUUUAGUUGAUCGCUUGAGUUUUGGUUCGGUGGUGUUAAUUUGAACCUGGUCGUCAUACACAAACGACGCUCAACGCUGUCCCUUCAGUCGCUUGCCGAUCGUGAGUGGAGAGUGAGGUACUGUCGAAAUGGCUGAAGUGUUCAAACUCGGUGAUUUAGUAUGGGCAAAGAUGAAGGGAUUCUCGCCGUGGCCGGGUCGGGUAUCGAUACCAUCGAAGGAUUUGAAGAAACCAGCUAACGCCAAGAAGAGUGCCGUUCAAUGUAUAUUUUUCUUCGGAACAAAUAAUUAUGCUUGGAUUGAAGAAGCAAAUAUUAAACCAUACCACGAGUAUAAGGAAACGCUCAUCAAAUCCAACAAGUCCGGAGCAUUUAAAGACGCUGUUGAGGCGAUUGAAGAAUUUAUUGCAAAAGGAGAGGUAUUUGAAGAUGGUUUGGAUCCAGAUUCUUUAUUCGAUAGGCUUAAAGAAGACUCGGCGAUAGUGGUUGAGAAAAAAACACCUAAGAUCAAGCUACGCAAGGAGACACCAAAGAACAGAAGAUCGGAAAGCAGUGGCGGAGAUGGACGCAGAUCGGCUAAAAAGCAGCGUCGAGAGUCGAGCACCAGCAACAGUAACAGAGUGGGCAGUGUUAGUCCUGGAUUGAACCAUGCUUCACCUCCCAGGAAGUCUGCCUCUACGCUUCUUGACAGGCCUGCAAACAUCGCCAGACCUGUGACACCGCCGUUGGAUGUGGAGACGCUCUCGCAGACUUUAAAGGAAAAGAACAUCCUCCCAUCGACGUUGAAGUUCGGAUUCCUUGGGCUAGGAAUCAUGGGCAGCGGAAUAGUCAAGAAUUUGAUAAACAGCGGCCACACUGUGAUCGUCUGGAACAGAACACAAGAAAAGUGUACGGAUUUUGUCAAGGCUGGGGCUGAACAAGGACUAACACCAUCAGACGUAGUUUUGGCAGCAGAUAUUACCUUUUCUUGCGUAGCCGAUCCCCAGGCUGCAAAAGAUAUGGUGUUUGGUAACUGUGGAGUUCUCAUGGAAAUAUCACCAGAUAAAGGAUAUGUUGAAAUGACGGGAAUUGACGCUGAAACAUCACAGGACAUUGCAGAGGCAAUAAAUGCAAAGGGUGGACGGUAUCUCGAGGCCCAAGUACAAGGUAGCAAAACGCAAGCUCAGGAAGGCACACUUGUUAUUUUGGCUGCUGGGGACCGUUCCCUGUUCGACGAGUGUCAGUCCUGUUUUGAAGCAAUGGGAAAAAACAGUUUUUACCUUGGCGAAGUCGGCAAUGCCUCGAAAAUGAACUUGGUUUUACAAUUAAUGGCUGGGGUUACUUUGGCUGGCCUUGCGGAAAGUAUGGCUCUUGCCGAUCGCGCUGGACUCCAGCAAAAAGACGUGCUUGAAGUAUUGGAACUUACUUCGUUGGCUUGCCCUGCAGUACUUGAUAAAGGGAAAGCUAUCAUCGAAGGGGGCUUCCCAACACAGCUACCACUUCAGCACAUGCAAAAAGACUUGAGACUUUCCCUGGGAAUGAGUGAUCAAUUGGAACAACCUUUGCCGUUAGCAGCAGCAGCCAAUGAAGUUUAUAAACAUGCCAAGCGCCUUGGUUAUGGUGAACACGACGCUUCGGCGGUGUAUAUUAGGGCCAGGUUCUAACAGGGUCUUGGUAUUGUUGGAUCGUGGGCAAUUGAUAAUUUUUAUUUAUUGCAAUAUACCUACCUUUUGUGUCUCUAGAUAAAAUAAUAAACUAAUGCGCGUGAAAAUCGACGUUUUAAAGUCUUAUUUGAACGACAAAAGUACUUUUCAACACGCGGAUCAUAAAAGUGUACACAUUGAGUAGGAAACGCACAUUGGCGUUUACUAUCUACUGACACGAGCGAAUCGUUAAAUUGCUUUUGAACAUUUAUUGGAAGUGAGACCAGGUAUGGAAAAGUUGUGAAACAGGAAGAGAAAAGUGUAUUUUUUUAAGACAACUAACUGCUGCAGCCAACGACGUUAAGGGAUAAACGUACAUUACACGUAAUCAUCAAUCCAGAAAAUUGCAAGGGAGUUCAGUUGUCGUAGUCGAUGAAAAGUUCUUAUUUUCAUUUUUCUUAAUUCCCGUUACCGUUACCUCAGAACUGACACGAGUUAGUCCGCUUCCAAGGGACUCAUAUAGUCUCAGUGUAUUGAACCAUCGAAUUGUGCAGAUCGAUCAAAGUCUCAUCUUUAUGCUAGAUUACCAAUCCUUGAAAAAUUUGGGUCAUCCGCAGUACCUCGAUUUCAUCACAAAUAUUGGGGUUAAAAAUGAACAGUGUCAGUUGUUGGCAUUAUUAUUAUCAUUAUGAUUAUUAUUAUUAUUAUUAUUGUUAUAUUUACGUCAAAGCAUUAAUAAUGAUUUUAACGGCGAAACGCUUGGUUGAUUAAGAAUUUUUCUAAAGAAGUAUCAGAAUUACUUGACCUGACCGACGUGCAACGUGUGGCUUUGUUAUAUGUAUAUCUUAACGACGUCUUAGCGAGGGACGAAAAAUCCGGCGUGUUUUACAGUAACGUGGUAUGAUCUCACAUGUCUAAACUAUUAUAAUUGAUGCCCUUUUAAUAUUUUACCAAUCAGGCGUAUACAUAUCUGUGUAUACCAGACGACAGUAAUUUUUGUGUAAGAAAAUAUCCCCAAAAUCUAUCUGACACUCUGCAUAAUAUAGUUCUUGAAGCAUGAAAAAACCUACAGUCCAUAUUCCAAUAUUCAUAUGAAUCAUGAACAUUGGAAUUUUACGAAUAGCUUACUAAUCUGAGUGUGCAGAAAUUAAGUUGACGCAGCUCCUUAGAAGUUGGUUUAAAAAAAAAAUGAGACUCAUUUUAUUUUGCACAAAAUUAUUGUACGUUGGCUAUACUACAUUUAAAAAGAGUCGCAUGAUUCUUGAAUCCCUGAAGAAUGUAAUAUUUGUAUACAACUCUAUCAUUAUAGAGGGAAAAUACUUUGAUUCCAUACCAGAAUUUAAAAGAAUUUCAUUUCUCAUCUUUUUUCUUACGUUUUUCAAGUAAGAGAGAAAGCAAAUUGAUCAUGUAGGAGCGCUGAACGCCACAGGCUCUGUGAUUAUUCUUGUAUCCAUUGUGCUAACUCAUUUGGCAGAAAAGCUGAUUUUAUUUGACAGCUUGGAACUGAAUAAUAAUUUGCAAUUAUUUGACUACUUUGUAAAUAAUGAUAGAGCCUUAUGAAGGUUUAAACAGAAAAUUUGGUUCUUUAACAAUUCACGAAUUUGGUAAUCUGGAUGAAAAUAUCGUUCUUUACAAAUCAUUUAUGAAGUUGCAGUUGUACUAAGACAGUGCAAUGAUCUGAAUUCUUAUGAUAAAUACUGCGAGUUAUUUCAUAACCCUUUACCUCGUCGUAACUGGGACUAAGAAUUGUUUUUUUUUUCUCCUUUUAUUCUAAGAUUCACGUACUCCUCGAACGAGUUGUUACGCAUUGAAAAGAAACGAACCAGCACAGACGUUUAAGUGACAGUAAUUUUUUACUCAUAUGCCUAGAAUAUCAGGGGUAUUGGAUAGGUACUACCGUGUUUCAUUAAGUUUGUAAUCAUAAGAAUAUAUGAACAAAUAAAUCAUCCUGCGUAAAAUUCCCCGCACGGAGCACAAUUUCCGUGAUUUUUACAUAAAAAAUACGUGAAUGAUUUAGAAGUCAUUAUUGCAUGAUAUACUUGACUACUAAUCUUACUAUUGAGAUUAUACAAAUUUUCAGGAAUAUUUUCCUUAUUUUGCGGAUCUACACCCUGCGUAUUUACAUAUAUAACAAGAUUUGUUAAAUACGAUUGCAUAAUUGUAUGUAAAUGUAUGUACGUACCAUAGACACAUAAUUCAUAACAUAAGCUGAAACAUCAAUAGGAAAGUUCGCUUUUAAUUUUACUUACCGUUUUUUUUUCUUUAAUUUUCUAAUCACGGAAUUAUGACUAGUGUCCAAACUUGCGAACUUCGUAACAAAAAGGAAAAUAUUCCAAAAUUACUAACAGUGCAUAGAGCAAAAUUUUUCAAUCAUUCUACGCUAACAUGUACGAUUGAACGACCCUUCGGUAUGACCAAUGUAAACAGUAAAUGCGCAUAGACACGAGGAUAUAAUGCGAUACAAUGUAUAAGGUAUAAUAGGGGGAUACGCUUUUAUAUCCAGAUUUUGAAUAUUGAUAUAAAUGGAGGAAAACGCGGGAAAAAUUUGGUAUAACCGAAAUUACAGAAACGUUUAUUGCAUGCAGCAUAGCAAACAGCAGUGUUUAUUUGAGUAUUGACUAGACGCUAUGUAUCAUCAUAAUUUAAACUAGAUACAUUCAACAAGAUGAUGA
This is a messenger RNA of Diprion similis, 4292 nucleotides long. It is a transcript of the gene Ndf, whose product is annotated as putative oxidoreductase GLYR1 homolog. The coding region runs from base 130 to 1641 and encodes 503 amino acids. Gene Ontology annotation, molecular function: NADP binding; oxidoreductase activity, acting on the CH-OH group of donors, NAD or NADP as acceptor; NAD binding. The record is from RefSeq and is a predicted model, not a curated record. NCBI's taxonomy places the organism in Eukaryota, Metazoa, Arthropoda, Insecta, Hymenoptera, Diprionidae. The transcript is spliced from 10 exons.